Vombatus ursinus (common wombat) is the source of this 2994-nucleotide messenger RNA. It is a transcript of the gene TRIM10, whose product is annotated as tripartite motif containing 10. The coding region runs from base 149 to 1591 and encodes 480 amino acids. Gene Ontology annotation, molecular function: zinc ion binding; protein binding. The record is from RefSeq and is a predicted model, not a curated record. The transcript is spliced from 7 exons. Lineage: Eukaryota; Metazoa; Chordata; Mammalia; Diprotodontia; Vombatidae.
CUAAAUGUUUUUUUGACUGUGUGCAUAUCUGAGUAUAUGUGUGUUUGUCCCCUCCUUGCCUUUCCUUAUUCCUAUCCCAGACAGUCAAACAGAAAAAGGGGAGACAAAGGACUAGCCCUGAGGACAGCAAAGGGUUAUUGAGACCAUUAUGGCCUCAGCUACUUCCCUGACCAUCCUGGAAGAUGAAGUCAAUUGCCCCAUCUGUCAAGGCACCCUGAGAGAGCCUGUUACCAUUGACUGUGGCCACAACUUCUGUAGGGGAUGCCUUACUCGCUACUGUGAAAUCCCUGGUCCUGAUCCUGGUGAGCAACCCAUCUGUCCACUCUGCAAGGAUCCCUUCCAUCCUGAAGGACUCCGGCCUAAUUGGCAGCUGGCUAAUGUUGUGGAAAACAUCGAGAAGCUAAAGUUGGCACCUCCUCCAGUCCUGGGAGAGGACCUCUGUGAGGAACAUAAGGAAAAAAUUUACUUCUUCUGUGAGGAUGAUGAAAAGCAGUUGUGUGUGAAGUGCCGGGAAGCCCUGGACCACAGGACUCAUACUGUGCGUUUCCUAGAGGAUGCAGCAGAUCCUUACAGGGAACAAAUCCAUAGAUGUCUAGAAUCUCUGAAGAAUGAGAGAGAAGACAUUCAAGGAAUCUGGUCCAGGGAAGAUCAAAGGAUCCAGGUCUUAUUGACUCAGGUAGCCACCAAGAGAGAGAAGGUCAUGUCAGAAUUUGAGCACAUGUGCCAGUUCCUGGAGAAGCAGCAGUCCUCACUUUUGACCCAGCUGGAAGACUUGGAUGGACACAUUUUGAAGCAGAAGAAUGAGUUUGAGUCCCUUGUCCAGAGUGAGAUCUGCCGUUUUAAUGCUUUGAUAUCAGAAUUGGAAGAAAAACUGGAGCGCCCAGCAAGAGAGCUCCUGAAGGACAUCAGGAGCACCUUGAUCAGGUGUGAAACCAGGAAGUGCCGGAAACCAGAGGCUGUGUCACCUGACCUGGGUGAGAAGAUCCGGGACUUCCCUCAACAGGCCGUUCAACUGCAGAGGGAAAUGAAGAUGUUUCUGGAAAAACUGCUCUUUGAACUGGACUAUGAACCAGCCCAUAUCUUCUUAGACCCCCAGACAUCCCACCCCAAGCUCCUUCUAUCAGAAGAUCAACAGCGGGCCCAGUUUUCCUACAAAUGGCAGACCUCACCAGACAGUCCACAACGUUUUGACCGGGCCAUCUGUGUCCUAGCUCAGGCUGGCUUUGUGGGAGGGAGGCACACAUGGGUGGUAACUGUGGACCUGGCCCAUGGGGGCAGCUGCACUGUGGGUGUGGUGAACCAGGAUGUCCGACGGAAAGGAGAACUCAAGCUUAGGCCAGAGGAAGGGAUAUGGGCCGUGCGCCUGGCCUGGGGUUUUGUUUCAGCUUUGGGCUCCUUCCCUACCAGGCUGUCCCUGGAAGAGAAUCCCAGGCAAAUCCGUGUCUCCCUUGAUUAUGAAGUGGGCUGGGUGACAUUUAGCAAUGCUACCACUCAAGAGCCCAUCUAUACCUUCACUGCCUCUUUCACUGGGAAGAUCUUUCCCUUCUUUGGGCUCUGGGGCAGAGGAUCCAGUUUCUCCUUAAGCUCUUGAGAGGGAAAAGACCCUUUUCUGGAUGAGGUAGGGGUGAGAGGGGUCAACAGUGUGUCACAUAUAAGCUUGGUCCUAGUCACCUGUGAAACUAGGAGAGAUUGUGUCCAAUGUCACACAUUAGUGAGAAGCAAAAGAGGAAUUUGAACCCCUAUUCUCUACCUUCCAAAUCUACUAGUGACUCCCAGAGACUUUCCACUGUCCCUUUCCUCCCCAGAGAGGCUCAGGUUAUGGCUAUUCUCCCUCUUAAACUACCUUAGAGAAUUUCAAAUGAUUCCCCCAAGCCUACCCAUGGAGGAAGGGGAGUCAGGAGUUCAGUGGUGCCAUCCUAUGUGCCUGACAGUCUCAGACCCCACUGUCUGCCAUUCUGGAUAGAUACUCAGCCUGAGGAGAAGAAGAUAGAGAAAGGAACCUUGCCCAAGACUGAUGGGCUGAGAAUAUGAAACCAAAUGCCCUUGUCUAUCUUACCCAUCUUUUUGCCUCUGUACCAGGAUCACACAACCCCUGGGGGCAUUUAUCUCUCUCUUGCUCUCUCCCACCCCUAAUCUACUUACCAUCUAAUGCCAAUGAAGGGAAAUAGUGAGAAGAAGGAAAUGAACAAAAGAUGUCCAAAUGGUAGCAUAAGGGUAGUGAAGCCAUUUGCGGGGUCCUGAAUGCAGCCAAGGGGUUUGUGUUCCAUGACCCAUGGUCUCCAGCCCAAUGAAUGGCAAAUGAAUUCAACAUUCUCUUCUAACACAGGACAGUAAGGGUUGUCCGAGGGGGAGGGAGGAAGGGAGUUGGAAAAAUUCAGACUAGAAGAAGAUUAGCAGUGGGAAUGGGGUUGAGCUGAAGUGAUGAGUGAGGUCUUUGAGAGAUGGGCUUCCCUGUGGAAUUCUGUAAAGGCGGCUAUAGCUACAUGUGUGAUGUGUGCAGAGUAAUAGUGAUUCCCAGAGAUCUGCUUCACUGUUGCUGGGACUUAGUAUAUGGCCUAACAUUUUACUGCAUGGGUAAAUAGGAAAUAGAAUGAUACAUUAGCUUUGUUUGACCCAUUGUUGAAUCUUAAGUUCUGCCAACAAUAAAACAUCAUCUUGAUUGCAAGAGGGACUUGAGUUCUAUAGCAUAAAGAACUUCCCAUUUAGAAGGGAUGUAGGGCACUGGAGAGAAGGGGACUGAGGGAGUUAAGUGAUAUCUUCACUUUAAGUAUAUCCAUCUACAGUGAUUUCACUGGGACUCUUACCUAGAGAUGGAUUCAGAUGUGAUGACCCACCAAUAACAGAAUCCACCUUUAUUGAUAGCAAAGAUGGAUUCUGAUUAAUCUUGCCUCUCUGGAGUCCACAGGCAGCCAGUCUGCUCAGUUCCUUCUUCUGUUUACAAUCAGUUCACAAUUAUCCAGAGUUAUGGUUUAUUUGGAAUAAAUCUUAUUGUCA